GCCGCCGCAGCAGCCAUGCUGCCCGGGGUGGGUGUGUUCGGCACCAGCCUGACCGCCCGGGUCAUCAUCCCGCUGCUAAAGGACGAAGGGUUCGCCGUCAAGGCGCUGUGGGGCCGCACGCAGGAGGAGGCGGAGGAACUGGCCAAGGAGAUGAGCGUCCCUUUCUACACCAGCCGGAUCGACGAGGUCUUGCUGCACCAGGAUGUGGAUCUGGUCUGCAUCAACCUGCCGCCGCCUCUGACCAGGCAGAUCGCGGUCAAAACUCUGGGGAUUGGGAAGAACGUCAUUUGCGACAGGACUGCCACUCCCCUGGAUGCCUUUCGGAUGAUGACUGCCGCCCACUAUUAUCCCAAGCUCAUGAGCAUUAUGGGCAAUGUUCUCCGUUUCUUGCCUGCUUUCGUGAAGAUGAAGCAGCUGAUCCAAGAGGGCUACGUCGGAGAACUGCUUGUGUGUGAGGUACAGGUUCACAGUGGGAGCCUGCUGGGGAAGAAAUACAACUGGAGCUGUGAUGACUUGAUGGGAGGUGGAGGUUUGCACUCUGUCGGUACCUACAUCAUUGACCUCUUGACCUUUCUUACCAGCCAGAAGGCUGUGAAAGUGCACGGGCUGCUGAAGACCUUUGUGAAACAGACGGAUCACAUCAAGGGCAUACGCCAAAUCACGAGUGACGACUUUUGUACAUUCCAGAUGGUCUUGGAAGGUGGGGUGUGUUGCACUGUUACCCUCAACUUCAACGUGCCUGGGGAAUUUAAACAAGAUAUAGUUGUGGUAGGUUCCAGUGGGCGGCUGAUUGUAGUAGGCACUGAUUUGUACGGACAAAGCAAUAACUCUCCACAAAAGGAGCUCCUUUUGAAGGAUUCCACACCGGUCAGCAAUGCCUUGUUACCUGAGAAGGCCUUCAGUGACAUCCCAGCCCCAUACCUACGGGGAACGAUAAAGAUGGUACAGGCCGUCAGGGAGGCAUUUGAAGAUCAGGACGACAGACGAACCUGGGCCGGCCGGCCGCUGACAAUGGCUGCAACUUUUGACGACUGUCUCUAUGCUUUGUGUGUGGUGGACACCAUUAAAAAAUCAAACCAGCUGGGUGAAUGGCAGAACAUUGCGAUUAUGACCGAGGAACCAGAACUAAGCCCUGCAUACUUGAUCAGCGAAGCAAUGCGCAGGAGUAGAAUGUCUCUGUACUGCUAGCUUUUUUUGGUCACAUCUUGAGGGGCAAAAACAUUGAACCAAGGCAGUUCUUUCCUAACAGAAAAGAUGGCACGUGUGUCAGGCCUUGGACAGGGAAGACAAUAUAGGGAGUAAAUCCCCGCUGUUUAAAUCACAUUGCCUAGUUGGUGCUUGAAAUAUUAGAUGUAUUUGAAAUGCUUAGGACAGAUCGUUGUUCAAGACCCUUGCAUUAACAGUUUACAAAAAAAGCAUUAUAGGAAGGUAGAACAGAACCCAUUUACAACCUGCAGGUGCAUAGCUGAUUCAGCUACAUUUACCGUGAAAAAGGGUUCUCGAAGGUCUGUUUGGGCAUUACUUACCAACCAGCAAUCUGCAAAGAUAUUAACAUGUCAGGAAGCCCCUUGUGGCAAACAAAAUAGCUGGUGAGAAGAGCAUGCUAUUCAUAGGCCUGCUGAGAAGAGCAUACUAUUCAGUUUCUGUUACAUUCAGUAACAGAUUGCAUCUGCAUCACUUAAUAGGGAAAAUAAGAACACUUGACGUUAUUAUGUCAUGUGACCUGGAAAACAAUGGGCAGCUUGAUUUUCAUCGUCAGUAUGGGAGGCAUGAUUGUCUUUGGACUUUUUCUUUCUUUCAAGGUAACGUAAAUAGAAACAUAUAUGAUUUUUUUUAAAAAAUACAGGGUGCUCCAAAAUAGCAGCAUGUUUGACUUAGGGUUCCAGACAUUCAUGCUUCGCUUCAGUACUAAGCACAAAGAGCUGUAGAGAGAGAAGGAAUCUGCAAAAAUUAUCUGCACUGUGGCUACCCAAGACUUCUGAUGUUCUAAGAUCAUUGGUAAAUUCCAGAGGGAAAGCCAUGUUAAUCUGCCAUAUCAACACCAACUGUGAAUCCCGUGAUGUCUUUAAAGAUUAACAGGUUUAUUGUGGCAUCAGUUUCCAUGGACUGCAGCUUACUUUGUUAGGCGCAUGAAGUAAUCAAUCUGAGAAAGUGAGUCUAGUCUACAAAAAGUCAUGUUAUCAUACAUUUGUUAGUUUUUAAGAUGCCACACAGCUCUUUGUUGCUUCUGAUUUAGGGGUUUGUUUUUCGAGCCAAAAUUAGGACAAGAUUGAACAAAGCAUAGUUUUUAAUCAAAUCUAACAUGUUUUAAGUGGAAAUCGUACAAAACUAAGUAUGGUUUAGGCAAAGGCUAAAUGUGCUGAAUGAUACUAUUUGUGUGUCUGAGACUAACAGCCUCCUUUUCUCAUGGAGGUGACCAUUGAGGUUAUGUCAUCACAGGAGUCUCAUGUGGAAGUUUUGUAAUAUCAUUGUAGUGUCACUCUUUGUUUCCUAAUGACAAGAGGUGGGCUUUGGAGUUCUGUUGCUGAACCCAUUGAAAUUAUUCUCAUGCAUUCUCAUAUGUGAAAGAUCACAUCAAAUUGAAAACUUCACCGAACACUUAAAAGAAAGGUUUCCUCUCUCUUGUCAGCAGAAGCCUGUGAUAGUACCACUGUCCCCAAGAUUCCUUGGGAAUAAUAACCACAAGAGUUAAGCUGGCUUUAUAACGUAGACAUGCCUUCCUGUGUUGCGUCAGCCAUUGUUGAUCUUCACUCAGUGUUACAAAAUCUGGUGCCGAAGAUUAUUGGAAGGUUUAUACUUUGCUGAAGGGGCUUAAUUCAGCAUCCUGAAUAUGGAACAGAAAGACUUACACUAAUUUCAGGAAUUGAGCCCUGUGUGGUCACUCUAUUUUAACUGUUGUGAUGAAGAGUAAUUAAGAGUAAUGCCUUAAUUAGCAAUGCAACCUCUACUUCUUCCUCUUCCUCUGCCACGCUCACAGAGCCUGCCUACUUCGUGAGCAGUGGGCAGGUGAGUGUAGGAUAGAGGGAGGAUGAGAUGGCAGCACUUUGGCUGAAAUGACCUUUACUAUCCAUUCAUCACAAUCUACAAAUUUUCAUGCCCAGCAGCAGGAUGCACAGAGCGGUACGUAAAUCUUGACAUGCUCACCUGCCACUGCCAGAGAGAAGGAUGACACUGGGUGUUUCAGAUCAAGGGAGAAAGAAUAAAUUUAGAUGGGGUGGGAGCAAGUUCAAGAAGUCUGAGAACCGAAACACCACUGGAGAGUCUGAAUUUGUUCUGUAUAAUUUGACUAUGGAUCAUCACGUUGUGUUGCUAGCAGCCCCUGCCUGAAAAGCACUUGAAAAAUUACAAACACAUUUACUGUAUGCUUCGUAGGGUUUUCACAUUAAAAACAACAACAUCCCAGUCAAGCCUACUGGUGUCACCCAUUUCAUUUCAUUGUGGACAGCUCUAGUCAAUCCAAGCAUCUCUUUGUUUUCCUUCCAUGUUGGUAUGUUCAUCAGCAAGGGAGGUGUAGUAAAGAUGAUUUUAAAAAGAAAGGGAAAAAUGGUACCUAACUCUGUAAAUCCUCUUAUGUGUAUUAUUAAUAUACCAACAUCUACCCAUGAUUGACUGCAACUCCUUACUUUAUUUGGUUCUUGAAUGAUGCCUUGUUUUUUUGUCCUUUUAUAACCUUAAAAAUCCAAAUGUACAUUUAUUGCUGUAUUUAAUAUAUAUAUUUAUUGUAUUUUAGAGAGAUACAAAAAGCAAACUAUACCUAUAUAUAAAAUGUCAGCGCAUGGGCAUUUCAUGUACAGUAGAUAUUUUAAAAAGUUAUUUAUCAAACAAAAAAGGUGCGAUAAAAAACAGAGUCUAUAUUUUAUAUCUAUAUCUAUAUACUGUAGAUAGAAAAAUGAAACUGCAUUUAAGUUAUAGGAAGAGGAAAUGGGGAUGUUUUAAAAAGAAAAGAGCAAGUGCAUUUUGACAGCCUGACUACUUUUCAUGAAAAUCUGCCUUCUGUGGUUCUCUGCUGAAGCAAAAUCCGUCCGCCCUUCUGCUUCUUUUUCCUGAAAGGACGAUGGUCAUGUCUUAUUUUUCCAUUGCUUGGGGAAUGUAGUUAUAGUUGGCCAUGAGCAUAUAUGUGCUGCUUAAAACAUGGUUUCCUGCUGUUCUUACAUAGUUGCAUUGUUGGAAUAAAAAGAACAUAAAUGGUCAAUAAAAACAUAAAAGGAGACAGGAUUCCAGUGUCAGCCAUCCUUCAA
Molecule: messenger RNA, 4238 nt
Organism: Elgaria multicarinata webbii
Lineage: Eukaryota; Metazoa; Chordata; Lepidosauria; Squamata; Anguidae
Gene: GFOD1
Product: Gfo/Idh/MocA-like oxidoreductase domain containing 1
Exons: 2
Coding region: 16-1188 (390 amino acids)
Molecular function (GO): nucleotide binding
Source: RefSeq, a predicted model, not a curated record